Messenger RNA from Zeugodacus cucurbitae (melon fly), 3742 nucleotides. RefSeq lists its product as uncharacterized. NCBI's taxonomy places the organism in Eukaryota, Metazoa, Arthropoda, Insecta, Diptera, Tephritidae. The transcript has 9 exons. Gene Ontology annotation, cellular component: nucleus. The record is from RefSeq and is a predicted model, not a curated record. Gene Ontology annotation, molecular function: mRNA binding. Bases 506 to 1909 code for a protein of 467 amino acids. Gene Ontology annotation, biological process: regulation of alternative mRNA splicing, via spliceosome.
AGAAACGAAUUCAGUUGCUCGCGACAAACGAAAGGAAGCUAACGAAGCGCCGUGCCAAGCGGAGUGCCAAGCUGAGUCAGCUAGUUAGCAGAGCAGUUAUAGUGUUCUAAAAGAAAUUCAUGUGCGGUGGGCAAAAACAAAAAAAAAAAAAACAUACAGAUUGUUGUAACAUGCAACAACAAUAAUAGAAAUGUAUUAGCAACACUAGCGAAAAUAAGUGUGAUUUAAGCAAACAACAAGUUAUGAAAGCGCUGAAAAGGCAACAACAACAGCAAAAAAUAAAUAAGCAAAAAUAAAAACCAAGCAAAAAAUAACAACAACAAGAAAAAAGUAAAACAGCAAAUAAACUACUAAAUAAUACCAACAAUAACAACAAAUAAAAUAGUAAAAAAUAUUACAACAACAAAUAAGCAAGUAGAAAAUAUUAGUAAUUUGGCAAGUGAAAGCAACAACAACAACGAGAACAACAUAGGUGCAGUAAAGCUAAGUUACGUUGUCAAACAAUAUGGAACUUGUUUCAAAAUCAAAUAUGAGCGUCUUAGAGGAUCGUUCGACAAAAAGCAUGGAAAAAUUAAAAAUGUUGGAUAUAACACGAGAUCGUCCAGUUAAAGUGGCGGUAAAGGUAGCGGUACCGGUGCGAGAUCAUCCGAAGUUCAAUUUCGUUGGUAAACUCUUGGGCCCUAAGGGCAAUUCUAUGAAACGUCUACAGGAGGAGACAAUGUGUAAAAUGGCGGUAUUAGGUCGCGGUUCGAUGCGUGAUCGCAAAAAGGAGGAGGAAUUGCGUGCCAGUGGCGACAGUCGUUAUGCUCACCUCUUCGAGGAUCUACAUGUAGAGAUCUCCACAUUUGCAGCGCCCGCCGAAGCGCACGCACGCAUAGCAUAUGCGUUGGCCGAAGUGCGAAGGUUUUUGGUGCCGGACUAUCACGACGACAUACGACAGGAGCAAAUGUGGGAAAUGCAAGCGCUGAGUUCCUCUACUUCGCUGACCUACACCGACGAUCAGCACAGUCCCAAUCGUGGUGGGGUCACCGACAUGGAUACAUCGAAUGAUGAAAAGCUCGAGUUGGAACCGAAUGGCAUGGAAUGCAAUACACUGGAUAAGAACGAAGCACAACAGGUAAGUUUAAGCAGCGAACAGCAACAACAGUUGCACCAACACCAACAGCAACAACAACAACAACAACGCAACUUACAUCAUUUACUACACCAACCACCACCACCAACGUCGACACGUGGUGGCCCCAAUACCACAGUCGCCGCAGUAGCAACUCAUCAUCACACCAAUCUCUUGCCGACUAAUACAGAUGGUCUGUGUCAGAAAGUGAGUGCCGUCAGCAACACAGCAACAGCAAUGAAUUCCUUCCCACUAGUACACCCAGCAGCAGCAGCCAUGUCGGUUGCCUUGCAACACCAAUUGACCGCAGCCAGUAUUGGUAAUAUAUUGAAGCCGGCCGCACCGACGGCAGCUGGUGUGCCGCCUACAGUGACUGAUUUGCAUACGGCAACGCAACAGCCCAACACAGCCGGCGGCUUAACAUUGCCAACGGAGGCUGAAACGCCCAUGGCAGCCACAUUGGGUUUGCUGGAACCACCCACGGGCGCGUUGCUGCAUCCGGCGUUGCGCAGCGUGAAGGCAAUCAAUAUUGCGGGUGGCUUGGCACGCAAGCGACCACUAUUGGGUGUGCCACGCUCUAGCAUGAAUCCAACUAAACGCACUGUAAUGACUUUACUAGCCAGAGCUAAAAAUUCGCAAGCUUUGCAUGCGGUACGAAAUCCAAUUGCAGCAGCCACGGCGGCACGUUUUGCUGAUCCCUUACAGAUGCUAACCUCCCCAUUUAUAUUAUCAUCACAACCCAUGGACCAAUCGAUGCUAACAUUUCCAAAGGAAAGUCUCGCACAAGGAGUCUAAGUCUCCUCAUACACACAAAAAGACAAGAGUAAUGUUUACAAAUGCCCAAAAUUGCCAAAGAAAUAUUGAGAAUUGAAUUUGUCGGUUAGCAGUGGCAAGAAAUCAUGAAAAUUUGGAGUUGAUCUGGUAAGGUAAAUUUAAAAAAUUAUAUUUAUUGUAAUAGGAUGUGUGUUCAAAAAAUAACGGGAAUUGUAAAAUUUAAAAUUUCAUGUAUUUGGAGAGCGCAAAAUUUCUUUUCAUUUUUCAUUAUAUUGACAUAGUACAUAUCCUUGAAGUACGCUAAAAUUUUUACCGAUAUUCGUUGAUAUUUUUAUGAGCGUUUAUUAAAAACUCAUAACUUCGUUGCUUGUUCGCGAAUAAUUGACGAAAUACAAUACUGUAACAAUGCCCCAGUCCAAUGGCUCUGUGCUACUUUUUUCUAUUUCCAAAAAUACAGAGAACCUUAAAGGGCCGUCGUUUUACAAGCAUACGAGAAAUCGCGGAAUGCUGGGAAGACUAUCCCAAAAAUCGAGUUUGAGUAGAGUUUCAACAAUUGAAAGAAGGGCAUAAUAUGGAAUGAGGACUAUUUAAAAAAAUAAUAACGAAAAUUCCCGUUAUUUUUUUAACACACCUCGUAGUUCAAUUCCAUAUUUUUGACAAACUCCUUAGAAUUUUUGCUCUAUUUUAUUAUAUCAACACCCUCGUUUGCUCAGUGUCGUUAUUAUCAAUUUUUUAAUCUUAUAUUUUUUUUUAAUUUUGAUUAUUACUUUUAUAAUUUAAUUAUGACAAGUUUUAUUUUAACUUUUUUUUUUAACUUUUUUUAUUAAAUAUUUUGUAUCACCAUAUUAUUCUAAAUUUUAACAAAAAAAAUUAGGGAGUAAAGUAUUUAACACACAACUAAUUUACAUUUUUCCAACAACAAUUUCAGUUUUACUACGAUAUUUUGCGCAAGCACAAUAAACCUCCCGUGAAUAAUAAAAAAAUCAUAUUCAUAUAAUUUUCAAGCGGUUGCUAAUAGCUAGCUACCUAUAAUAGUUGUUUUUGUUUCUGUAUUGUCAGUGCUCCUGUUCUAUUAAAUUAAUAACGGCACUUAAUACGUUCACUACGUACAUCAUACAUACAUUUCAGUAAAACAACAACAAAACAUUGCAAUAAAACUAAUUUUAUGAUUAUUAAAUAAUACAUAGGCAACAACAACAUUCAAGUCAAUGUAAAUUACACAGAAAAAUAAAUAAUAAUUAAUGUUAAUUAAUUAAACCCGAAAUGAAACAUUAAAUAAUUUAAUAUGUAUAUGUCUGUAUAUUGUUGCAAGUGAAGCGCUUUAAAGAAUAAACUAAGAGGAAAUGAAGCGAAUAAAACAAUGGAAUCAAAAUGUUUUUAAAUGUGAACACAUUAAAUCAGCAAUUAAACAAUUAAUUAAAAUUUCAAAAAUAAAUAAAUGCAAAAACACGAAAUUAAUGAAAUUAAAUUAAUUAAAUGUUAGCAGCGAUACUAAAUGCAUUUUAAGUAACUAAUUCAAGAAAACAAAGAACAGCAAAAAAUAUAUACAUAUAUAUUAAAAAAUAAAAAAUAAAAAAACGGAAACAAAUUAAGCAUAUAUACUUAUAAAGCAAUUACGAAUAAUUAACUGUUGUACCACAAAUAUUGAUUACUGCAUGUUUCAAUGUGAAAAGCUAACAGGUGUUGAAUUUUAAAAACAAAAACAAAACAUGGUUUGGUUAAUAAAAACGGCAAUACAAAGUAAAAAAACAAAAACGUUAAAAUAAAAGCAACAAAUAAAUGGUUUGGCUGAGGUUUAUCGACUAAUUGUUCCGCAACAAAAUAAAAAAGAAAAUAUUGCAAGCAAACGAGAAG